UCGUACAACUCACUUGUCUAUUUGGUGUUUGGUAAGAAUAUUACCAGACUUGUCUGGGCUUUGUGCGUUAUACAGCAACCCAUAUUUACAUUGGAGCUACUUUGUCUCAGUUAAUCAGAGAAACAGACGUCAGAUCAAUUCGAAAAUAUGGAGGAAAAAAAGAAGCCUACGAAAACUGAAAAGUUGGCGCAGUUGCGUUCCGACUUCGCUAAGUUUCUCUACACAAAGGAAGGUGAUCAACCAGCGGGUUAUUAUGGGUCGUACUGCAAAAAGUUGGGCUAAGAUUAAUCUGUUUUUCCUGAUCUACUAUAUAUGCCUGGCUUCGUUUUUUGCCGCUAUGUUUGCCAUUGCUUAUUCAACUUGGCCAGACAUAAAGGAUGGGCCAAAAUAUAACUCGAUUCUUUAUAACAAACCACUACUUUUGGUGUUUCCUGAUGGGCGUAGUCCUUGGAAACAAUCUGAAAUUAAUAAUAUUAGAAAAAGCUAUGAUGAUUUUUUGCGUGGUUACAAUGACACAAAAUGUUAUUUAAAGGAUCCGUGCAAACCUGAUGAUACUUAUCGACCAGAGAAUGCAGAGAGACAAUGUGGUUUUGAUUAUAAUUCUUUGGGACCAUGUAGCCCUCGUUCAAAUUCCAACUAUGGAUAUGAUGACCAAAGACCAUGUUUAUAUCUUCGUUUGUCAAAGAUUUAUAAAUGGAGUCCAAAACCAAAAAGUGGCAAUUUUGUAGAAAUAAGUUGUGAACCUCAUAAGGAUAUUAAGUGUUAUCCCGAUUGCAAGAAAGCCUUUCCAAUAAGCUUCUGGCCAUUUCGAGGAGAAUCACAUUUCAGAACACCAAUUGUUGCAAUCCAGCUUUUCAAUCAUUCUGAAGCAGUAACAGUCAAAUGUAAGGCUGUGGCUCAAAAUAUUGAACUUAGUGACACAUACAAGCAUAGAAAAGGUGCUACUGGUAAAAUUGAGUUUCGUGUUGUAUCAAAAUCGAUUCUUUAUAACAAACCACAACUUUUGGUGUUUCCUGAUGGGCGUAGUCCUUGGAAACAAUCUGAAAUUAAUAAUAUUAGAAAAAGCUAUGAUGAUUUUUUGUAUGGUUACAAUGACACACAAUCUUAUUUAAAGGAUCCGUGCAAACCUGGUGAUACUUAUCGACCAGAGAAUGCAAAGAGACAAUGUGGUUUUGAUUUUACUUCUUUGGGACCAUGUAGCCCUCGUUCAAAUUCCAACUAUGGAUAUGAUGACAAAAGACCAUGUUUAUAUCUUCGUUUGUCAAAGAUUUAUAAAUGGAGUCCAAAACCAAAAACUGGCAAUUUUGUAGAAAUAAGUUGUGAACCUCAUAAGGAUAUUAAGUGUUAUCCCGAUUGCAAGAAAGCCUUUCCAAUAAGCUUCUGGCCAUUUCGAGGAGAAUCACAUUUCAGAACACCAAUUGUUGCAAUCCAGCUUUUCAAUCAUUCUGAAGAAGUAACAGUCAAAUGUAAGGCUGUGGCUCAAAAUAUUGAACUUAGUGACACAUACAAGCUGAGAAAAGGUGCUAUUGGUAAAAUUGAGUUUCGUGUUGUAUCAAAACCAUCAUCUUAAUCUGCCAUACUAAACUUUGACUAUUUUA
Molecule: messenger RNA, 1598 nt
Organism: Xenia sp. Carnegie-2017
Lineage: Eukaryota; Metazoa; Cnidaria; Anthozoa; Malacalcyonacea; Xeniidae
Product: sodium/potassium-transporting ATPase subunit beta-1-like
Exons: 10
Coding region: 254-1570 (438 amino acids)
Biological process (GO): potassium ion import across plasma membrane; intracellular potassium ion homeostasis; intracellular sodium ion homeostasis
Cellular component (GO): sodium:potassium-exchanging ATPase complex
Molecular function (GO): ATPase activator activity
Source: RefSeq, a predicted model, not a curated record